ACAAGAAUGGCGCACUGAUGACAACAACUACGGACGCUUGGGCCCAACGAGGCUAUGCGCCCUAACCCAACAAGUACAAGACCGGCGGCGCCGCUGGCUCAGUCUGCCGCUGGGCUUCUCAGCUGGCUCGGUCCGGCGCUGCACGAUGCCGGUCUCAGCUCUGCGGCCGCUGGCGGUCUGCCUGUGGCUGAGCGUGUCGGCCGGCCAGCCGGACCUCUCCGGCAGCUGCACGCGGGCCGGCCACUGCCAGCCGCACUCCAACCCACUGCUGGACAUUCCCGGAGGCACGUUCACGAUGGGCACGGACCGGCCGCACUUUGCGCAGGACGGUGAGGGCCCGGCGCGCCGCGUCACCGUCAGUCCCUUCCGGCUGCAGCAGCGCGAGGUCAGCAACGCCGAGUUCGCCCGCUUCGUGGCCGCCACUGGAUACGUCACCGAGGCGGAGCGGUUCGGCAGCUCGUUCAUGCCGCAGCACCUACUGCCGCAGUCGGUGCUGGCCUCCAUCGGGCAGUCGGUAGCGGCGGCGCCCUGGUGGCUGCCCGUCGCCGGCGCCCAGUGGCGACACCCGGAGGGAGCCGACUCCAGCGUGGACGGGCGCCAGGACCACCCGGUGGUGCACGUCUCGUGGACAGACGCCGUCUCGUACUGCCGCUGGCUGGGCGGCCGGCUGCCCACCGAGGCAGAGUGGGAGCGGGCGGCGCGCGCCGGGCUCACCGAGCGCCUGCUGCCCUGGGGCAACAAGGAGCGGCCGCACGGCCAGCACAGGAUGAACACGUGGCAGGGCACGUUCCCCACGGAGGACACGGGCGAGGACGGGCACGUGGGCACGGCGCCGUGCGCCACGUACCCGGCCAACGGCUACGGCCUCUACGACAUGGCGGGCAACGUGUGGGAGUGGACGGCCGACUGGUGGGCGGUGCACCACGACCCGCGCCCGGCCACCGACCCGACGGGUCCGGCGUCGGGCACCGACCGCGUCAAGAAGGGCGGCUCCUACAUGUGCCACCGAGACGCCUGCUACCGCUACAGGUGUGCGGCGCGCAGCCAGAACACGCCCGAUAGCUCAGCGGGCAACCUGGGCUUCCGCUGCGCCGCCGACGGCCUCCUGGCGUCCUAAGGUCAACCGCGGGGUCAGUGCCGAGGUCACCCGCGGGGUCAGUACCGAGGUCACCCGCAGGGUCAGUACCGAGGUCACCCGCAGGGUCAGUGCUGUUAGCGCCCGCGGUGUCAGUGCUGUUAGCGCCCGCGGGGUCAGUGCUGUUAGCGCCCGCGGGGUCAGUGCUGUUAGCGCCCCGUCCGUGACACGUUGCCCCUCCUGGUCGGCCAGGAGGAACCACGUGUGAUUGUGGUGGUGGGGGGGGGGGGCCGGACUGCUGGCCGCUGUAAGGGGUGUUGGGGGGGGGGGCUGGACUGCUGGCCGCUGUAAGGGGUGGUGGGAGGGGGGGGGCUGGACUGCUGGCCGCUGUAAGGGGUGGUGGGGGGCUGGAGUGCCGACCGUGGGGCUGUAAGAGGAGUGGGCUGGACUGCCGCGGGGCUGCGGCGGGGGCUGUGCCGGCCGCUGCGAGGGGAGCUGGAACGCCCGCGCUACCUCCGUGGGCUGGGUGCGCAGGAAAGUGGAAGCAGUGUAAAAAGCAGGGUGACGCGGACAUCUGUGCUCCCAUUGGAGUGGGGCUAAUACCACUGAUCGCACCGCGCGCUGCACUGGUGGCUUCUGAGAGGUGUGCACGUGUCAGAUUGGUGUUUGUUUGUAAAAUGAGCAUAGAGACUAUAGUCAUAGAGACAUUUCAACUAUAGUCUGACAAACCUAAGAAAUAAAAUGUAAUUACAUUAACUA
Molecule: messenger RNA, 1834 nt
Organism: Amphibalanus amphitrite
Lineage: Eukaryota; Metazoa; Arthropoda; Thecostraca; Balanomorpha; Balanidae
Product: formylglycine-generating enzyme-like
Exons: 6
Coding region: 146-1117 (323 amino acids)
Cellular component (GO): endoplasmic reticulum
Source: RefSeq, a predicted model, not a curated record